This is a messenger RNA of Guillardia theta CCMP2712, 450 nucleotides long. RefSeq lists its product as hypothetical. Gene Ontology annotation, molecular function: ATP binding; protein serine/threonine kinase activity. Gene Ontology annotation, cellular component: cytoplasm. Bases 1 to 450 code for a protein of 149 amino acids. The record is from RefSeq and is a predicted model, not a curated record. The transcript has a single exon. Gene Ontology annotation, biological process: protein phosphorylation. NCBI's taxonomy places the organism in Eukaryota, Cryptophyceae, Pyrenomonadales, Geminigeraceae.
AUGCAUGCGAGCAAGAUCAUACAUCGAGACAUCAAGCCGCAGAACGUCAUGGUAGAUGAGCUCGGCAGAGCCAAGUACAUCGACUUCGGCCUCUCCAAGGAGGAAGAGCUAUCCAGACAGACUAGCGCGAGCUACACCAUGGUAGGAACGCAGAGCUGGAUGGCCCCCGAAGUGAAGAAGGGAGAGAAAGCGACCGCAGCGUCGGACGUGUACUCUUUCGGGUUGGUAGGGAAGUAUGUGCUGCUUUUCGGGGGAGGACAGAAGCUGCCUGACGACAUCUACGGCAAGAUGGUGGCCUACUGCACGUGCGACAAUAUUCAAAGAAGACCAACGUCAGGAAUAGUCGCUACAAGCUUGAUGGCAAAGCAGGAUCUCUUCCCAUCUAAUGCCUACUGCAUGUGCGACAAUAUUCAAAGAAGACCAACGUCAACAUCGUUGUUUUGCAUUUGA